Molecule: messenger RNA, 2548 nt
Organism: Schistosoma margrebowiei
Lineage: Eukaryota; Metazoa; Platyhelminthes; Trematoda; Strigeidida; Schistosomatidae
Source: the annotation of a GenBank genome assembly
GGGUAUCAAUGCUAAUCAUCACAUAAACAUUGUGAUUAGAAUUAUGUUUUGAUGUAUGUAUGUAUGCUGUAACAACAUAACUUAAUAUUUCACUUUAGUAAUGGCAAUGUAAAUAAUCAAUAUUGUUGUUUUUUGGCACGUUUAUACAAAACCAUGUUGUAUACGUCUUUUGGUUUAAUGUGUGAAAGUAUAAGUGAUGAUCGUUCACAUAUACCUGAAUGUAUCAACUGAAACAAUAUACAUACUAGAACAUAUCCAGAUAUUAUCUCGAAGAUGGAAUAGGAAAUUCACAGAUACUUUCAAACCAAAAACAUAAUUAUUUACUAAUCCCAUUAACAUUCCUGACAGUUGUAUUUUUUUUUACAUGGUUUCCCACAAUUUUAAACUUCACCAAAAUCAAUUUUUUGCAUGACACUGACCCAGUUUGAAUCUAUGUCUUCGGCCUAAAUCUUCAGUUUGAUUAUAUAGAAAAUGUUGACAUAACUCGAUCUGACAGGACAAAGUCACUGAAAUAUUACGAGUCGAAUGCUCUCAAGCUUAUUGUGCAGUUAUUUUUAUGCUACUAAUCUACACCUACCAAAAUUCUUCUCUUAUUGGUUAUUUCUUUACUGUGAAGCAAUCAAACCAUCAUUUAUUAAUUAUUUAGUUUGAAUCGAUAAGUUAUUUGCUCAUAUAACUACUGUUUACAUUUUUUCUAGAUGUCAUCUUAUAUAUGAUUGUAAUGCAACGUGCACGAGCCUUGAAUAUAUUUAAAAAACUUCACCGUACAUGUGAAAAUGUAUUUAAAGCUGAUAUCGAAACACUACAAGCCGCCAGAGAAAAGAUUAAUUCGGAGUUUCGAGCUAAUCGAAAUGAAACUGAUGCUGAAAAAAUAAACGAAUUAUUGAAAAAUGCAGAAGAUUGCGAAACGUUAAUACGAACAGCAGUUAUUCAAAUGGAACUCAUCGAUGCCGAGAAAAAUGUUUAUAGAAUGAAUCUACGUGAAGAUUUAGCAUAUCAGGAUAAUGAACAUUGUGUUAAAGAUAAAUAAAAACAAACAAACAUGAAAGAAUAAUUUUGUUAUAACUUGUACCUUGUUCCCUGGCAAUGUAUCAUAUGAUGAUACAGCCACGUAAAGAACAAUGAAUUAUCGAUUGGACCAAUGACGCAUAAAACCCGUACGAGCAGUCUAGAGUCCUUAUCGGCCGAGCCUGUUAAGUUCAGAACACCAGUCUCAGCCUCUACGAUAUGAAUCAUUUAUUUCAAACAUACUGGGUUUAUGUGCCAACCAAACAGACCACAUAGUACCAUAAAAUAGGUAACAACAUUUGUACAAGUUUUAGCCAAAUGUGGCUGUGAAUGUGGGAGGUAGUAAUUGAUAGACUGGGUAUAACUCAAGAAUGGCCAACCGUAUAAUUACAGUUCAUAGGUCAAAAUAAAGCUUAUGAUAAGAGGAACACGAAUAUGGAUAGAUUAGUUACUUAACAAUUACAUGAUAAAAAUAUACGUAUAGUAUUGUUCCAGAAAUGGAUCCCAAAAGUUACCAUUCAUUAUUUUCAUCGGGAUAUAACACCUCCCCCUUUUUUUCGAAGAUCCGGAGUUGAUGUCCGAAUUUUAAAUUUUCUGAGUCCAAAUUUAACAGCUCAAUGCUAGUAAAAUCAAAGCGGUUUAUUAGGAUUUUGUUUUAUUCAUAUAUUUUUUAGAACGUUUAAACCAUUUUAUUAAUUAUUUGUGGAUAAUAAUUUAUUUAAAUUAUUAUUGGAUUUAUUAAACAAAUUAUUGCAUUGUUUUUAUUAUUAAUUUAAAGCUUUAUAUCCUCUCUUAUUCUAAGAUAUUAACUCAUGUCUUGUAUUAUAUUUAGUUCUUAAUUGUGUAUUUCUAUGUAACAGGGUAGUUGAAACAGUUUGAUAUAUAAACAAUUGAGUGCAGUUGUUAUUAAACACAUUCAACUAGUAACAGCAUUGAACGUGACUUGUCGAUCUUUGGAUAGUACUAAUUGGCUUUACUUAAACAGUUUGAUUUAAAGCUAAGUCAAUAAAUAUGUAUUAGGUAAUGAGUUACAUUAGUACUAAGUAAUGAUGUUCCCUAACGAUAUUAUAUCACAUUGCUACAAAACAGAAAACGCUAAUAAUAUUGACCACCAAUUGGUUUUCAUUUUUAUGAUGCUUUUCAGUUUGAAAGAAUCACGCAUGUUGAUGCUAAUGUAUUUAUAAGUGCCUAUGACCCGAAUAGACUCCAAACGUGACAAUUAGAUUUUUGAGUGAUUUGUAGUUUCCGACUUGAUUUCUUUUUAGAAUGAUGGUUCUUCAAAAUAGUUUUAUAUUUAUUGUUAAUUACUUAAAGUUAUAAAUCAUGUUUCGAAUGGUUUUACUGUUUCUGAUACUUUAAUUAUUCUGAAUAUAAAAAAAUAACUACCCUGGCUUUCUUUAGACGAAGCUCAUUGUCAUCGACCGAAAUACCACUGACUAAUACAAUCAAUAUUUUUCUCAACUAUUCCCAACGGAUCAUCAUAAAAUAUAAUCGUUUAUCAUAUAUAUCUUAUAUUAUCCUUUAAAAACCAUGGUCUAAA